GAAAAAGGAAAAAAGGGUUGAAAACUCAGGAAACCCCUCUGGACUUUCAGAGACUUCGUAGAACGUCACCGGAAAUGGAAGGUUCCGACGAGAUUCUGCUCAGCUCGCUGAAGAGUGUGGGGAUCUCGAUCCCAGAAGAAGUUGCGUCGGUUAGUGACCUGACGCCGGCAGUUCUGGUGUCGAUCUGCCGGCAAUCCCUUCAGCUCCUUGGUCAGGUUGGUGAGUCAUCUCCUGCUUCAGUUUCCGAUUCCUCCGACUCCAUGGCUGAAAAGUUCAAGAUCUGUACAGAUAUGGCGUUGGCUUUCAAGAAUCUGGGUUACAUAGGGGACCUAAGUUAUCACAAGUUCCUGUAUCCAUCCGAAGAGGACUUGUACAAGUUCAUAAGAUUUCUGGUGGAGAGGCUUUCUGAGUGUUCUGAAGGCUUAAAUGUUUCUGGAGGGAAGGCUGCUAUCGCUAAGCUGGGAGCUGAAGGGCAAAAUUUUGAGAGAAUAUCUGAAGAUGAGCAACAGAAGCUUGACAAUGAAGGGGUGGAUCUAAAUCUUCAAAAGGUUGAAGCAAUAUUGAAAGAUAUUAGACUAAAUACUGAAAUACCUGAGUCAUCUAUUUUUGAGGCUGAAAGUGCAGUUCUCAUUGGAUCCCAUAAGCUUCUUGAUAUCCCACAGAAUUUGGAUGAACUUGCUGCUGAUGAUACAUCGAGCUCAGAAGAAGAAAAUUUCUUCAAGAAUGAUCUCUUUGGUGUUGUACGUAGAAAGGAUUCCAGUGCAGAUUCUGGGGAAUCAGGAACAAAUGCUUCCCCAAAUGUAGCUGAUCAAGAAGAUGAUAAACAUGAUUCAGUAUUUGGAGAGAAAGCAAAUUCUCAUCUAAAGCAGUCUUCUGAGAUACAGAAUGAAGCCGGAACAUCGGAAGAACAAGAAAAAGUGCUUGAGGGGGAGUUGAAUGCAAAGACUUUAGAACUUCAGCUUCUUGAAGAAGAGUUACAGUUGCUGGAGGCAGCAGCAGAUAUGGCAUUCAAUCAAAAUCAUCCAAUUGAAUCAUACCUGGAGCAACUCAAUGAGCAAGUGAAUGCCAAGAGCCAUAAUAUUGCAAAACUAAAAUUGCAGUGGAAUGCUUUUAGAAACCCUCUUGAAGAGAAAAAAAGAAGUCUUGAGGAUUCUAUGUAUGCAAGCAACCCGGUGGCUCAACAAAAACUCCAAAAGUUGAGAGAAGUUGAGCUGGAAAUUCAAUCCAUUUUGUCAGAAAUUAGGAGAAGGAAGGAGGAACACUCAAAACUUUCUGCGGAUCUCAAGAAGCAACCCAAAGUAUCAACUAGGAGAUCCUAUAUUGAGCGGAUAAAGGAGAUCACAAAGAACAGUCGCAAACUUGACACUGACAUAGAGCAGAUCAUAAAAGUGACAAGGGAGCUUCAGCUAGAGAGUAAUUCCAUACGGGAACGCCUCCAUAGGACCUAUGCAGUUCUGGAUGAAAUUGUCUUCAGGGAAGCAAAGAAAGACCAGGUGGGGCGACAGGCAUACAGGCUUCUCACUAGCAUACACGAGAGCUUUGAGCAAAUCUCGGAGAAAAUUCUUGCCACCGAUAGAGUACGAAGAGAGGUUGCUGACCUUGAAAAGAAGCUUUCAGCCAUGGCCUGCCAAAGCGUAAAUGUGGACAAAUUGCAAGCAGAUCUUGAUGCCAUCAGGAAGGAGAAUGAAUACUUGGGGCAACAAUUAUCAACAUAAUUGAUCGUAGAAUAGAAGCUUCACCCACAGUACAGUUUUAAUCAUGGUUAAAAUUUGAAUUUAAAGACGGCCACCAUUUGAGUUUGAACACAAUACAGUUGUUGCAUGUAUUGAGUAGAAAACAAUCAAAAUACAGCAGGAUACAUUAUCAUCUCUUUCCUCAAGCUUCAGAGUUGUUUCUAGCUUUUACUCUUUUCUCGAAAUCUAAUAUAACCUGUGAAAGACC
This is a messenger RNA of Rubroshorea leprosula, 1941 nucleotides long. The record is from the annotation of a GenBank genome assembly. Lineage: Eukaryota; Viridiplantae; Streptophyta; Magnoliopsida; Malvales; Dipterocarpaceae.